Messenger RNA from Nothobranchius furzeri (turquoise killifish), 1508 nucleotides. The record is from RefSeq and is a predicted model, not a curated record. Lineage: Eukaryota; Metazoa; Chordata; Actinopteri; Cyprinodontiformes; Nothobranchiidae.
ACAUCCCCACUCUCACUUUCUAUUCACUGAUUAUAUAUAUAAAAAAAUCUUGUGCAAUAGGUGUGUCUCACAGGAUGAAGUUGACCAACUUCCUAGCAUUGGCCUGGAUGAAGCUGUAUUUGACAUUGCUGAUUGUGUGGAGGCAGAUUUUGAAGAGAAUUUAGAAGCACCAUCAGCAGCAUCCAUUCCAGUUUUCCCAAUACACGAUCAAGUGCUUGUUGAAAGUGACCUCAUAAACCAGCAAGCGUGCAUAGCAUACAGCAAAAGCUUGCUCCAGAUGGCCAAUUUCCUCCAACUGCCUCUCAGUAAAUGCCACUACAGUGACCACAGCACAGGCACAUAUUGUGAUGGCCAUCCUCCUUUUCAUGUAAAGUCACGUCCGAGAGGUACAGCUUUGAUAAUUGAGUGGUGGGGUCAUGGAGAAGGCUGCCUUUAUACAGACAUUUGACAGUCUCACAAAGGAGGUGAACAUCAAGGAGAUUGUGACUGAUGCCCAUGUACAAAUUGCUGCCCUCAUGCAUCCAGAAAGGGGCAGAUAUAAGGAUCAGGCUAUUACCCAUUCGCUUGAUGUCUGGCACGCCGCAAAAAAUCUGACAAAGAAACUUCAUGCUGUUGGAAUGAUUUCUGGUCAAAAGCUUAUACUUGGAUGGAUCAAGGACAUUGUUAACCAUUUUUGGUAUGCUUGUCAGCACACAAGCACCAGAGAAGAGUUUAUGGAUGUCUGGAAGGGUGUACUUCACCACGUGACUGGAGAGCAUGAAUGGGGCUUUGGCAGGUGCUUUCAUGCUCCUUUGGCGGAGAACCCAGACAAAGAGCUCAUUCCACAUGGAUCUGCUGCACAUGUGGCGCUUUCACGGAUUGUUCUGAACCAGCGAUGGCUAAAGGAUAUAGAGAAGUUGCUCACCUUUAGGACCACUGCUGAGCUGGAGUCGUUCCAAAAUCACAUCUUGAUGUACGCCGGGAAACGCUUUGCAUUCUCAUUUGGUGUCUAUGAAGCUAGGACACUCCUCGCUGCAUUAGACUACAACCACCAUAACCAUCGCCCAGUGCAUGUGAACAUCAAAGGCCAAGUAUCACACAAACGAGUCUACAACAAAAAGUCGCAGCGUUACAGUGUUCACACUGUAAAGGAGACCAAAGACUACGGCUACAUCCCAGAGCUGCAGACAAGAAUCCUGGAGAAGCGCCUCAGCUCUGCUGGGGGACUCCCAAAAAGAAGAAGCAUUCAGGCUGAUGACCCCAGGGCCCUGGGUCCUCUCUCCGGGAUCAGCCCUCCUCCUACAGCUGAACUGGUACAGACACAACAACGCAGAGGACAGGUAGUGAUUAUAACCAAAUCUCCUCUCCAUUUUUGUGGAAGAAAAUUACAUAAAUGUAAUUUUUGUUUUUUACAGGACUUAUGUGAUACCUAAACAGAGGCUGAUGGCAAUCAAAGUUGAACACUACAGAUUUAUUUAUGUAAAUAUGUACAAAAAGUUUGCAACAACAAUAAAAGUAAGUCAAACUUC